AUGUACAGUGACAAUGCAAUGACAUUCGUUGGGGCAUCAGACUUCCUUGAGAAGCUCUAUCACCAAGAGUCCAGAGAAAAUCAACGAAUCCAGUCAGUACUUGCCUCCAAUGGGACACAAUGGAGUUUUUCACUGCCCAGGGCACCCCAUUUCGGUGGCAAGUGGGAAGCAGCAGUAAAAUCAACGAAACAUCACCUGAAGAGAGUGCUGGGGCCAUCAACACUGACGUAUGAGGAACUCAACACCGUAAUAAUACAAAUAGAGGCCUGUCUUAACUCCAGACCCAUCUGUCAGAUGUCAGAUCAUCCAGAAGACCUCCAGACGCUCACCCCAGGACAUUUCAUGGUGGGAGAGCCCCUUCAACUCAUACCAAAACCAUCACUCCUAGAUAAGAACGUCAAUAAAAUCUAG
Molecule: messenger RNA, 411 nt
Organism: Diachasma alloeum
Lineage: Eukaryota; Metazoa; Arthropoda; Insecta; Hymenoptera; Braconidae
Exons: 1
Coding region: 1-411 (136 amino acids)
Biological process (GO): DNA integration
Molecular function (GO): nucleic acid binding
Source: RefSeq, a predicted model, not a curated record